Messenger RNA from Aspergillus calidoustus, 756 nucleotides. The record is from the annotation of a GenBank genome assembly. NCBI's taxonomy places the organism in Eukaryota, Fungi, Ascomycota, Eurotiomycetes, Eurotiales, Aspergillaceae.
AUGAAGCCCCGUGUGGUGCUCCGGAGGUGCUCUUCGCUUCCGUGCCAUCGGCCAGCAGCGCCUUUGCUGCUGGAUUUUCUCGCCCCGUCAGCGCUCCGUCACCGCCAUUACCACACAACGCCCGCCUACCACUCAACCUCGCCAGCGACCCAGCCGACCUCGGAAGCCCGGAAGCCGAAAUAUGUUCUCAAUAAACAUCAAAGAGAGUUCCUGGAUAGCGCGCUGCGGGUCAACCAGGCCGGCGAAUUAGCCGCCACGCUGAUCUAUACCGCGCAAACGCCACAGGUUAUCCGUUCGCACCCACACCUGCGCCCGUUGAUGAAGCACAUGUACGACCAGGAAGAAGGCCAUUUAACCACAUUCAACCAUAUGAUUUCCAAGCACCGGGUGCGGCCGACUGCAAUGUAUCCGGUCUGGGAGGUUGCUGCGACGUUCUUAGGGUGGUCAACGGGUGUCAUGGGACGUGAGGCAGCGAUGGCCUGCACAGAGGCCGUGGAGACAGAAAUUGGGUCACAUUACAACGACCAAAUUCGAGAAAUCCUGUCGUGGGAAGCCGAUGCAAAGAGUCGUGGGGAGGAGUUGGACGAUGAGCUGAAGGAAAUGCUUACGACCUUCCGGCGGAUCCGCGACGAAGAACUCGAGCAUCUUGAUCAUGCUGUUGAGAACGAUUCCAAAGAGGCACAACCAUACGACCCAUUGGUGAAUGUCAUUCGUCUGGGGUGCAGGGCGGCCAUUAAGAUCAGCGAGAGAGUAUGA